UAUUAGUAGAAACUGUAAAGGAGAAAUGUCUAAAUGUUUUCAAAAUUUUUCUAAUACUUUAAACUUAAGUAUAUUGAAUUUGAUGGCUACAGACCCAAGGAUUCAUUAUUGCGAUGCCCCAAAUACGGUUUCAUUAUUAGGAUUAAUAAUCGCGUUAUUUUGCAUACCUCACAUGCACGUCCAUUUUUGCAGCGAUGAAUUACAAUAACAACUUGACACGAAUGACAUAAGCAUAACUCGUAGUCUUGAUAUUAAUAGCCGCGAUGUGGGAAGUCACUUAUAUACUCGUACAAUACAGAGCGUUAAUGUUAAUUAAUACACAGAUGGAGGAAAAACAGCUGAUUUAAACAGCCCUCUUUUAGUUUUUAAUCAUUCAAUGUAAUUUUAUUUUGUAUUAUUAAUUUCAAUUACUUUAGCCUACUCGAUGUCAAGGUAAUCGCUUAAUACUUGGUUCUUCUUCUGAAAUCAUCCUCGUUCGAUUUUCACAGAUGUGCACUAAUACGGUCAUUUUUCAGAGAUACUCUCCAAGUCAUCGGCAGUGAUAAUUGCACGUUCAAUUCCGAGCAGAAAGCUCUGGGUAAAAACGAUUUCACGAAAAUCCCUAACGGCGUGAACGGUGUCGAGGACAGGAUGACCGUGCUCUGGGAGAAGGGCGUGCAUGCCGGAAUAAUGCAUCCCACGCGAUUCGUUGCAGUCACUAGCACGAAUGCCGCCAGGAUCUUCAACUUGUAUCCUCGAAAGGGAGUCGUAGCCGUCGGCUCGGACGCUGACAUUGUCGUCUGGGACCCCAACAGGAAGCGCACCAUUUCCGCUCAGACCCAUGUCCAGGCCGUUGACUUCAACAUCUUCGAGGGUAUGGAAGUAACUGCCGUACCUGAAUAUGUGAUUGUCAAUGGACGCGUAUGCGUGGAUGAGUGUGAGCUCAAAGCUGUUCACGGCUUCGGAAAAUAUAUAAAUACGGAGCCAUUUGGCACUUAUGUGUACGACAUGAUAAACGAUAAGGAAAAGAAACCACGUGGUGUCGCACGAACCGAAGCGGAGGCUAAGAGAUACGCGGAGGAAGACGCCGCGAUCGCGAAGGCUAAGGAAGAGGCGAGAGCGGCCGCUGCAACCGCAGCCGCAGCUGCAGCACGAGCUGAUCAUACCAACGGUUCACUUGACGUACCUGUGUACCUGUGUACCUUGCCGACCUCUGCCGUAAUGACGCCAUCUACGAAAGGUCCGAGACACGAAGGUCAGAGAAACAUGCAAGAUUCUACUUUCUCCAUCAGCGAGGAAACUCUCGAAGAAGGACGAAGGGCAUGCAUUCGUGUGAAUAAUCCACCGGGUGGCCGCAGUGCGGGAGGCUUUUGGUAAUUUAUACAAAAAAAGAGAACAUCAAGAUUCGCUUUAUAUAUAAAGGUCACUUAACGCGAGAAAGGAAUAUUUAUCCUCUUUCUUCCUUCCUUCAUCUAUCAUAUACAUACAUAUAUACAUAUGCUUUAUUCAUUUCGAAGAGUACCAACCCGCGCUUUCAGGUUCGCUACUCACCAAAUAUUGUUCUAAAUUCAGUCAUUUUUUCACACUGUAUUCCCAUCGAUCAAGGUCUGUUCCAUCGAAGGAGGAUGCAGAGGUUGCUGGCCAGUAGGUUGUAUGUUCUCAUAUAUUCAUAUUAAUCGUUCCACACUCGCUUUAUUAUCAUUUUAGCAUCGCACUGUAUCACUAGCAUAUCUGAAUCAUUGGUCUUGAUACAUUCUCCGAUUUCUACAUUCGAAAUUUCAUCUGUUUCGGUUCUUUGAUAACGUUUAUAUCAAUAUAAGUUUUCUUUAAAAUCACUUUCGUUAUUUUCACUUGAAAAUUUAUUUAUUGUUACAUACAUAAAGACGUAUAUAUAUAUA
This is a messenger RNA of Formica exsecta, 1877 nucleotides long. RefSeq names its product dihydropyrimidinase-like. Gene Ontology annotation, molecular function: dihydropyrimidinase activity. The coding region runs from base 631 to 1356 and encodes 241 amino acids. Lineage: Eukaryota; Metazoa; Arthropoda; Insecta; Hymenoptera; Formicidae. Gene Ontology annotation, cellular component: cytosol. The transcript is spliced from 4 exons. Gene Ontology annotation, biological process: pyrimidine nucleobase catabolic process. The record is from RefSeq and is a predicted model, not a curated record.